CGCAAGUCAAUCAACCAUACCUGAGUCACUGUAUCUGGGCCACGAAUAGAUCGCAGCUGCGCGGGUGCAUUCACCUGUUGUGUACCUUCGUAUCCAGAGUUUGGAAAUUAAUUUUUCAUUCUGUCAAUUUACUGCCUGGAUUUUCUUUUUCUAAUACUUUUACUAUCACUGAUAACAUUUAGACCACUUCAUUAUCCAUUUUUGUAAUUUUAUCAAGCUCUGCAGUGACUUGGGACAAUGCACAUUUCUAUAAGUUUGUUAUUUUGCUUUUGACUGACCGGAAGCCACUAUCUUGAUAACUAACCUGGUUCAUGCUUAUGUACUCGAUCUUGCAUCAUGAUUGUUAGAUUUAAAAGUCAGAGACACUAACUGCCUGAUUGAAGCAAGUACAAAGGGGUCCCAACUUCCGACGUAGUUGACAUAAAUAUCAAAUAAACCCAUCAACUGUUGUGACGGAUAUAUUGUUUUAUAUGCAAAACAUCUUUAUUCAGAUAGUCACGAUUUAUACGGGUUGUGCUAUUACAAUAUAGGUUAUCCCGUUAUUAAGUUACAGUUAGCUAACUCGGUUGUGUUUAUUGAGUAGGAACUACAUUAGUCUCAUUGUUGUUUGUUAUUCUUGGUGUCUUGAUAUUUUAAUCACAUGUAUUCGAUAUUAGUUUUAGGCUUAUUCACAAUAUUAGGUUCACAAGUAAUGUUUUUCCAGUGAUGUAAUCUGAAACCGAAUUCAUUUCAUAGUUCCGCGUUACGAGCUUACGAGUUUUUUACUUCCUAUCGGUGAAUUCGUUCGUUAGACAAAUAUAUGACAGUGAUCCUCAGAAUUUGGUAUCAAAAGGCACUUCCUAAAAACAAACGUGGUAAUGUACGAACCUAUCGAAUAUAAUGCUGCCGUAUUCACUCAUAUUUUGUCUACUUCAAAGGUCAACUUCAAUCUCACUUUCCUUUAGUUUUUGUACGAUCAUUUUUAAACACUUCACCGUUAGUUGGCUUAACUUAUGAAAACAAGUACGGGUUAUAUUUCGAAAUAAAUAUACUAAAAUUUAUAAACGUCCAUUCAGAAUCGUGUUGUUUUGCACUCUUUCAUAUUUAAACAAACAUAUUUCUCCGUAAAUUUUGACUUGAUUAGUUAUCCUGGCACCUUAUGGAAUAUCUGCAAAACUGACCGGCUUUGGUUUUGAAAAAAAGGACGGAGAUCUGAUGGUUGAAUCAGAAGCAUGGUCGACUUUUUACCCCCUCAAGUCCAGUCACGAAUGUGACCCUGCUAUGAGUGGCGUAACUGGUCUGCCGUUUUUUGCUAUGGCUACUCCUACACAUCAGAAUCCACGUCAGCAGAAUAAAUUUAGUAGUGAUAAGAAGCGGACAGUAGAAGAAAUCAAUCGACGGUUUCCGGAUACCCCACCCAAAUUUGUUGAAGUGAUCGUUGAUGGUUUUCGUAUGAGAUACCCGAUGUGCUUUGUUUUAAUAACCUCCGUAAACGAUUCACCUAGUCAAUCGGAUUAUAACCCUACACCUUACGAUGAAGCGAUUCAUUUAUCAGACGUUUCCGGUCAUAAUUUAUCUACAAACGUAUCAGCGCCCUAUAUGUCGAACAAAUGUUCCAUGUAUAAUGCCCAUAUUCCAAAUAAGAUGAAAACAUCACGCUUCUGGCGAGUAAACAAACGAAGAAAACGCCCGUCCAUAAAAAUGAACACACCCGGGACGUCUUUGCUGAAAUCAAUUAUUCCCAGUAGUUCUUUGCAGUCUGAUUUCUUGGUAGAUGUUCGUCAUAUCUACCUAGCUGGAAGAACUCUCCAGUGUGCAUCGCAACAUAAUCGUCUUCCUUCUAUGAAACCAGAGUGGCAAUCAAAACGGUCACGUUCUACUGAUAAAAGUGAUAUGAGUUGUAGUACUGAUGGGCUCACAACUUCAGUAUCACCAGAAAUGUGCUCAUUGUACAUACAAGACCCAUGUACUAUACUGCAAUGCUGCUGCAACAGGUUUUCUCGAGUUCGUCGCACUUCUGUUGGUGGUUCGUUUCAUCAGCAAGACCCCUUUAUCCGACGUUCCUUGAAGUCAUCUAUUCAUUUCAAUGUCCCGCCCUGUGAUCGUCCAAGGACUCCGCUCUCAAUGAUUACAACCAACUUAACUGCAACCCAUGAUCCAUCCAUGCCUACUCUGAGCCCACAGCAACCAGCUCCAAACCAAAAUUCAAACCUUAGUUCUAAUACCCUCAAUGAAUUAAAUAACGAUCUCGCUUGUGAUCAGAAUACAUCUCAGACCACACCUUCAUCCACUCACCUUUCAACAGCGCCACAACCUCCAUCACUUCUUCCUAAACCUGAAAGUAACUCAGACUUAUCUUCGGUUGUAAAGAUACCUAACGGUUUGGUGACCACUGAUUCACCCGUUUCUUCGGAUCAUCAAACACAAUAUGCAAAAAUGUCAGCCCGACACAUUCCGAUCGCUUCUGUAUCUGUAAUGAAAAGGGAUUUAUUCAAUACUUGGUUAGCCAGACAUGCAGCCCAGGAAUUGCAGAAAGAAUCGUCUAGUGAUAUAAAGCGUCCAAACUUAUGCCUCAACAUUCCAGAUCGAAUUGAAAGAGAGCAGUGUAUAUGCCCAGAAGGCAUUACUUUACAGUCUACCAUUGAGCAAUCAUCCCCAUCCUUCCCUAAUUAUAGUAUUGUCGAAGACAAUACAUUAUACAAAGAAAAUAAUGUAACUACUGACGAGUAUUCGUUUAGAAACAAACGCCUUCGUACUGCUAUUUGCCGCACUGAUUUCAACGAAUGCAGUUUGAAUGAUGGCGCACAAGGAAUCACGACAGAUAUCACAAAUGUCAACUUCACUUCGGCCAAUUCAUAUUCCCCGGAUAUGAAAGUCGGAGUCACAGAAUGCAAUGGUUUAAUUGAUGACCAACACAUUAAUCCGGGAGGAUCGGAAACAAAUUCUCAUUCUGGACUGAUGCAUUCUAAUGGUUCCAUCAUGAAUAAUUCAAGUGGCACUUUCAGUCGCAACGUUGGACUGAUCACUCACAGAGGAGUCAGUCUUGCUAGCAGUACAGGUUCUGGACCGAUCGGACCAGCAGAACUAGCUUUAAUGCUUCCCACACCACCAUCCCAUGACGCACCUCAACCUAGUCCUGUUGAUGGUGUCUCAGUGUCCACCAACCGUAUGAACCCUUCAACAACUUCAGUAAGCACUCCUGGGCCGGGCUCUCCGUCUGUUCAAACAAUCCAGGACUCAUUAUCUUCCAGCGUAACAGACACAUCGUCACAUUCGAUUCCUGUACCCUUCCAGUCUGUCAAUUCACCAUCAUCUUGUCAAAAUCAAGGAUUAUGGCAUCUUGCUAAACUGCCAUGCAUUCAAAACCUCGGUAGCGUCAGCAUGGAAUCUCAAGACUGGUCUUUCGUUCAACCUUGCGCUGCCUAUCUCGGGAUGACAAGUAACUAUCAAAUCCCUCAUGACGAAAUUUCAUCAUUCUCAAAGUCUCUACCUCAGCUGAAAUGGUCGUACGACCAUCGUGCAUCAAACCAAAAGUCUGUCUCAUCAGAUUGUGUGGAUCCACAUUUCACACCCAAUGGGUUGAUCGUCAAUACUGGGAAUCAGUCUACGACAUCUAAGUCUUGGUUAAUGUCUCCCAAUUCUUUUCCUCCAACUUCAUUACAUCGAAAUGUUACAAACACUAAUAAUAAACCUUGUUCACCUCAACAACUGAAUGAAUCUGGAACUACCUGUCCUAUCACAGGAUUUGUGAAGUCAGCAGAUUGUACGAAUCCCAACACCAGUUACGUGGAGGAUUUCACAGAGUGGUUAUCCAGCCUACUUGAAACCAAUGGACUUUUAGUAAAUUUAAUCCUUUCAGAUUCUAUGCUAAAUUUAUUCAAAGACCAUAAUUUUGAUUCCUGUAACAUUUGUGAAUGUACAUCAUCCAUACUUGGCUCUGAAAUUGGUCUUUACUUAUCCAAUUCAAUAUCUACAACGUCACCUUGUAGUAAAUCAGGACGAACGAACACUUCAACCUUUGGAGGUCAUGACCUAGUUGGUGGGUCUGGGUUCCAUUUUACACGAGGAUGUAAAUGUGGUUUCAGUGCUGUGAUGAAUCAGAAAUAUGUAGUUAAUGGAAAUUUAUUCUAUGAAGAUGAGAUUGAAGUUACCCGAUUGUCCGUUCGGUCUUCUUUGAGUCAGAGCAAUGAAAAUCUAUAUACUCGUCCACCUAACUACCGGACACGUCAAGGUUGGUGGGUAACCAGUUCUCAUCCUUCUGUUAGUCAUUUGCUCUUGCUUCAACGCAUAAUGAGUAGCGUAUUUGAAGAAUUUAGUGUACGACAGAUAACUGAUCAACUAAGAUGGAAUAUGUUGUCGUGUGACCAAGUCAUUAAAGAAAAUAAACUAGAAUAUGAUAACGCUUGUGCUUUAAUUUCGUCGGCUAUUCGCAAUUCAGUUGAAACAGUGCGUCCACGCAGAGUAGUUGGCCAUGCUGACAAUAUUGAUUCCAUUACUACUGAUACACCUCAUUCGGCUUCCGAAACUGGUGCGUAUAUUCACCCGUCUUUUUUUCUAAAAGCUCAUUCUAAGAUGCCUCAAAAUCAAAACGAUCAGAUUCGCUUAUUGACAACAAUGCGUCCUUGGCUUCAGGAGGCCAUUUCGUCUACUCGUAUGUUGGAAUCAAACUAUACGGUUGAUGGACCAUUAACUUGGAAAGCAUUUCAUCAACUUGCUGGUCGGGGCUCCGAUGAAACUUGUAAACCUCAACCGAUUCCUCAGUUGCGCGUUAGCAGUUGCGACCAAGAAAACUUAUUAAUUUCUCCUUUCGCUCUUCGUGAUUGGGAUCGGUUAUCACUAUUUCCAUUAUCGCGACCUAAACGUAUUGCUUAUGCUGUGAUCUUGCCUUCUGACUCUCAUAUGCUGUCCGAUUCGACAUCUAAUAUUCCUAAUGUUUUAAUGUCUGAUGGCACCGAUACAAAUUCUUUUUCAUUGACCUCAAAUUCACUAAGACGUAAUCUUGUUGAUUUUCUGAAAGAACUGUCACAUACCUAUGAAGCUUGUCAUCUUGGCCAGCAUUUCCCGUAUUACAAACCAGAAGCAGGUUCUCCUGAUACGGCGUUUAUACCAGUCUUUCCAAAUCCAGAACGUCUUUCAAUAUCAGAAUCUGAUAACUUCGUAAGUAUUCAUCCGGAUCUUCUGAAAACUCUUACAGAACAACUAGGUAAUCAUUCACUAUGUGGAGAAUCAGUACUACGAAUUAUUCAAAACUACGCCUGUUCCUCAGUGAAUUCCGCCAUAGCUGCAUUGAAAAAACAUGGUGUUGCUGUAGAGUUUUGUUCCGAUACGAAUCUUCGCUCUGCUUUGUUUCCACCUUUUGAUUCAAUAAAGUCAGAGAAACCUAGCAUCCCUGUAAAAAUCAAUCAAGAUGAUAUAAAAUUGAAUAUUGUCAACCGACCUUCAGUUUCAAGUAGAAUAGAUAGUAGUUGCUCCGUACGUUACAGUAAUGGUGAAGGUUCCUUCACCACAUCCUUGGAUACAUCCUCUUGGGGAGCGGGGAGUGAUGUUUAUUUAGUAAUAUACAUUCUAAAUCCGUUCUGCUACUUAUAUGAUGUCAGUAUGGAACUUGGCCGGCUUGUUAUGCAGUCAUUAAUCGGUUCUGCCAAUCACAUAUUGAAUUCUUUACCUGAAUCGUGGCGUUCACGUGUCACUACACAAAUUUUAUCAGUUGAUCAUGUCAUGUCUGAUUAUUUACCCCGUUUACGACCUUUAGCACUGGCAAUUUACACAUCUGUAAAUCGUUUCAUUGAGCCCAGUUUAAUAAAUGCAAAUCGUACUUUAACGGGUAUAGGUCCAGCAGCUGAAAAGGAAAUUAUUUCAAAUGAAAAAGACAGAUUCCACAAACGAACUAUAUUUGCGCCUCCGUAUACGCUCAUGAACUCACGUGGUGUACUCAGUCAAUUAGAUAUUUCAUCAGAACCUAUUGAUCGGUCAUCAGUUUUGUUUGUUGCAUACUGUCUUUCACAAGAUCAACAAUGGCUUCUUGCUACAUUCACAGAUGAACAGGGCGGAUUAUUAGAUCAUACUUUAAUUAAUAUUCGUGUCCCAACAAGAUACUUUACUGAAAUAGAAAAUCAACGUUUUCAACCAACGGAAUCAAAUAAACAUAUAUUAAGCCCUCGUCGUAUUGGGCUUGCACGACUUUGGGAUUAUAUUAUUAAUUUAAUCAGUCAAACUGCUAAUGCUUGGCGACUUGUAGUAGGAAGAAUUGGCAGGUUGGGACAAGGAGAACUAAAAGGUUGGAAUGGACUAUUAGGACGCAAAAGCCUUCAGGAUGUAAAUAAAUUUUUUCGAGAACGUUGUUCUGCAUGUAGUACAUCAUCAUGUGUUCCUUCACAUUCGUCAUCCAUUAAUAAUGGUUCUAAGCCUAUGUUAAAUCUAAUCAAUAGUUUCACUGGAGCCAGUAGUUGUACUCAUGAACUCCCAAGUUUGAUCAGCGCGUGUCUUGUUUCCCUCGAACCUCAAAGCACAUUCCGUGUAUAUCCUGGUUUUGGUUUGUGUUCAGAUGAAUCAUGGACGUACGGAGGUGGUGGAGGCGGUGGUAAUACAGGUGGCGGUGGUGGUUCUGGAGGUGCAGGUAGCACUGGUGCUAGUGGUGGCCUGAGUAACGGUGCCAACAAUGCAUUUUAUGGAGCCAAUGCUUCACCAUUAGCUAUGCGUAUGAUGUCACUAUUAGACACUCCAACAACGCCUAUAGAAACACCUAGUGCAACCCAUAUCCUUGUCUUUCCUACUAGUACUUCAGCAAGUGGUGUGUCCGAACAUGAACCUUCAGGAUUAGCUGAAGUUAUCUAUGGAAUGGGAUCUGAUGAUAUGAACGUAUUUGAUUGGCUUCUUCCCAAUGAUCCUGGUCUUGAUGAUCUCGUUCCUCCAAACGGAUCAACAGCAGAAAUGUUGGCUGACUUCGGUAAUCCAUCAGAAUUAAAUUUCGGCCUGUCCGACUUAGGUCCACCUGUUUGUGUCAGUGGUGUUAAUGACGGUACGGGGAAGUCAUCUAAUACUAGAUUAGGCGAUGGUAGUGAUGUUUUGCAUGGACACAAUGAAUACACUGUCGGUUUUCAUGAUAACCGGGGACAUGGGUGUUCUGAUGUUAUGGGUUUACGUGGACUUGAUUCUGGACUACUGGAUUUGGGACCAAAUCAAUUAAGUAACGUUGGUGGUUAUUUGAGUGAACAUUUAUUCGGUCAUGCUGUAAAUCCUCUCAACACGAUGCCUUUCGGAAUACAUGAUCCUACAGAUGAAGUGGGAAGUUUGAUGCAACAACCCUUGGCCAUGGGAUAUUACAUAUCUACAGCUUCUGCCGGUCCACUACCCUCGUGGUUUUGGAUUGCUUGUCCGCAUUCCAAAUUUCAGUAUCCAGUUUGUUUGAAGUCUGCUCUGCAUUUACAAACUACACUGGUUGGUGUCGAUGAUGCUGCAGCUGCAGCUCCUCCACCGACUGGAGGUUCAAGUGGUCCGGGGGUUGGACCGUCGUCAAAUCGUCCAGGACAUCUUCUAGAUUCUAACAGCACAUGUGAUGUAUUAAGAUACGUUUUAGAAACAUACAAUGCUUUAUCUUGGUUAACUAUUGAUCCAACAACAAACGAUCGUAGGACUUGCUUACCUAUUCACAUUCUUUCCUUAUCACAAAUAUACCAGGCUUUUGAAGCAUUCACUUGAUUUUAUUGCAUCUCUGUAAUUUAUUUGUAGAUAUUAAGUAAUGUUUUUUUUAAAAAAGAAAAUCAUGGCAGCUUGUAAUAUGCCAACAAAUCUUUCAAGAAAACUUAAUGAUUUCUCUAUCCCUUAUUAUUUACAUUUUAUCCUCUUACUUAUUUGUUCUUGCCAGUUUGUAAAUUGAUAUUCUUUAUUUACAUCAGGGUAGAUGUUACUUACUUUUUGUCAAUAAUGACUGUGUAUGUGCGCUUUGUCGAUUUCAUUCCCCCCUCUGAUUUCCGUCUCGUAAACUGACACCAACUCCCAACGCUCGAAUUCUUAUCGUAUUUUAUUAGUAUUUCCAUUGUUGGUCAAUGUUGAUUGUAAAUGUAUAUAAAAUGAUCAUUUUAUUCUUUACAUAGAAAUAAUUAAUUCCGAAUUGAUUUGUUUAAAAGUCACUAUUGUUUAACAUAGGUCGUUUAUCAUUG
Messenger RNA from Schistosoma rodhaini, 8138 nucleotides. The record is from the annotation of a GenBank genome assembly. NCBI's taxonomy places the organism in Eukaryota, Metazoa, Platyhelminthes, Trematoda, Strigeidida, Schistosomatidae.